Molecule: messenger RNA, 366 nt
Organism: Diaporthe citri
Lineage: Eukaryota; Fungi; Ascomycota; Sordariomycetes; Diaporthales; Diaporthaceae
Exons: 1
Coding region: 1-366 (121 amino acids)
Source: RefSeq, a predicted model, not a curated record
AUGUCUUCCUACAGCUUCUCCUCUAGUACGACAUUCUCCUCCAGCGCGACCCGCAACGGCAGGACGACCAACCAGGCCUACACCGAGGAGCAACAUUCCAACCCCCAGGGCACGACGGUGCGCUCGACCAGGCAGAACGACCCCAACGCGCCCCCCGUGCAGGAGCUGCGCUACUUCGACGCGGGCGGGCACGAGAUCCCGGCCGAGAGGGCCGCGCACAGGGGCCUGGGGGGUGCUGCCCCGCCCGGCGACGGCGGCAGGCGCAUCGAGGGUGUGAGCGACCGGGACAGUCACGAGAGAGACGUCGAUCGGUUGUAUCGUGAGCGGAUGGAGGACGAGUAUGCGAAGAGGGAGGGUGGGGCUUGA